AGACGUCUUGUUUACAGUGGCUGUGCCAGGCCUGCGAAGACCCGUGGCCAGCAACGUGUUACGAUUUUAUUGCUUACCUUUAUUCUUUCGUUACAAGGGUCAGUAUAUGAAACCUCCAAUCUGGAUCGAGGCGGUAGCAACAGGAAGAAGAAGAUAGAGGAAUUCUCUAGGUCUUCUCGGGAGAAACUAGUCCAGUCGAAGAACAAAAUGUUCUCUAAAUUCACGUCCAUUCUCCAGCACGCUGUGGAAGCGCUUGCCCCGUCGCUGCCUUUGCAGGAGGACUUCGUCUAUCACUGGAAGGCCAUUACACAUUAUUACAUUGAGACUUCUGAUGACAAAGCUCCAGUCACAGACACCAACAUCCCAUCCCACCUGGAACAGAUGCUGGACAUCCUGACCCAGGAGGAAGGGGAGAGGGAGUCUGGAGAGACAGGACCCUGCAUGGAGUAUCUCCUACAUCAUAAGAUCCUGGAGACUCUCUACACUUUGGGCAAGGCAGAUUGUCCUCCAGGGAUGAAGCAGCAGGUGCUUACCUUCUACACAAAGCUGCUAGCACACAUUCGUCAACCUCUCCUGCCACACAUUAAUGUCCACAGACCUGUACAGAAACUGAUCCGUCUGUGCGGGGAGGUGCUGGCUGCUCCGACAGAAAACGAAGAGAUUCAGUUCCUUUGUAUAGUCUGUGCCAAACUGAAGCAGGACCCGUACCUUGUCAACUUCUUCCUUGAGAACAAGUCAAAGAGGCCUGAGGCAAAGAGUCCGGAAGAGACUGAGGUGAUGAAGGAGAAUGUGUUGGCUCCAGACACUGGUCAGUCUCCAACAGAGGAGCAGGUUGACCACCCAGAGGAGCCUCAGGCUGCAGCUGCUGCCUCCACCUCCAGUCCAACCAGUAACCAUAACAACAGCAGCAAUUACAAUCUUGUCACCUCGCUGCUUAACCUCACAAAGAGCCCUGAUGGCAGAAUAGUAGUGAAGGCAUGUGAGGGCCUGAUGCUGCUGGUCAGUUUACCUGAGCCGGCAGCUGCCAAGUGUUUAACUGAAAACACUGAGCUCUGUGAGCUCCUGACCGACAGACUGGUCUCCUUCUAUAAAGCCCUACCACAGUCCAUGGACCCCUUGGACAUUGAGACAGUGGAGUCAGUCAACUGGGGUCUGGACGUGUAUAACCUGAAGGAAGACGCUGCUGUGUUCACAGGGAAGAGGGCACUCAUCUCCUUCCUGUCCUGGUUAGAUUACUGCGACCAGCUCAUCAAAGAGGCUCAGAAGUCAGCAGCUGCAGUGAUGGCAAAAGCAGUGAGAGAGAGAUUCUUUGUGUCUGUUAUGGAGCCACAGCUUAUGCAGACGUCCGAGGUAGGCAUCCUGACCUCCACAGCCCUGCUGAACAGGAUCAUCCGGCAGGUGACAUCAGAGGCUCUGCUGCAGGAGAUGAUUUACUUCCUGCUGGGAGAGGAGAGAGAGCCAGAGACUUCAGCCACGAUGGCUCAGAAUCCACUCAGACACCGACUCAUCGAGCACUGCGACCAUCUGUCAGACGAGAUCAGCAUCAUGACACUGCGGCUAUUUGAGCAGUUGAUCCAGAAGCCCAACCAGCACAUCCUCCACAGCUUGGUGCUGCGUAGCCUGGAGGAGAGGAACUACUUGGAGAACAAACCACAGGAGGAGCGGGAGCCCCUGGAGAACGGGCAGCCCCAUGAUGCCGUAGACCUUGAGGAGGAUCCACUGUUUGGUGAUGAUCUCUCUCCAGAUAGCAGGCUGUCUGGUUCUGAUUGGCUGAGCUCAUCUCCACCGCAGAGUCCUGACCACUCAAAGUCUGACGGAAAGACAGAGGUCCAUAAAAUUGUCAACAGUUUCUUGUGUUUGGUGCCUGAUGAGGCGAAGUCAUCCUAUCAUGUUGAAGGCACGGGCUAUGACACCUACCUCAGAGAUGCACACAGACAGUUCAGGGACUAUUGCGGGGUCUGUCAGCGGUGGGACUGGAGGGGCAAUCCAAAGCCUUUUGAGAAGUGUAACCUGGACAGCCCAUUCUUCGAGGGGCACUUCCUCAAGGUUCUCUUCGACAGGAUGGGUCGCAUCCUGGAUCAGCCGUAUGAUGUCAACCUGCAGGUGACCGCCGUGCUGUCCAAGCUGUCUAUGUUUCCACACCCCCACUUACACGAGUACCUGCUGGACCCUUAUAUCAACCUGGCUCCUGGCUGCAGGUCUCUGUUCUCUGUCAUCGUCAGGGUGGUUGGAGAUCUCAUGUUGAGGAUUCAGCGCAUCCCGGACUUCACACCCAAACUGCUGCUCGUGAGGAAGAGAUUAUUAGGUUUGGAGCCAGAGGGCAUCAACAUCGACCACAUGACUCUGCUGGAGGGGGUGAUUGUGCUGGAGGAGUUCUGCAAAGAGCUGGCGGCCAUUGCCUUCGUCAAAUACCACGCGGCCGCCUCUUCAUCGCCGUAACCACCCUACUGUUCAUCCACAUGCCUGGGCCAGGCAGACAGGUCAGGAUUUAACUGGGCCUUUGGGGUGUGGUGGCACUGGUGUCACAGGGUCAGCAAAACAUUACCACUAACUGUUCAUCCCUGUAAGACUGUUAAAGCCCACACAGACGGGUUCAUCACUCCCCCUCUUCUGGCCUCUCGGGCUCCACUUUUAAAAGUCUUUGGUCUUGUUUUUGAGAAGGUCAGAGCACAGACACUGCCCAGCCAGCAGAGGAAUAAAGAGGAGGAGGAUGGAGGUGCAGAGAGAUGGUCAUUGGACUUCUUUCAGCCUCUGUAUUUGUCUCUCACUGCCCCCUCACAUACCAUCUUUCUUCCUCACCAGCCAAAAGAUGAUAGCUCUGUAAUUACUCUGUCAAGGAGAAAAAGAUGUUUGUGUAUUUAUUUUCUGUCCCAUUAUCACCCAUUUGUCAUUGCCUUAGUGUGGUAUCGCACCUUUCAGUUACAGAAGAUUGUUUCCUUUUGAAACACUUUUAUCUGAACUUGUCAUGUUUUGUCUGUUUGAAGACAAGAGGCUGUAGAGAGAAAAAAAAAGCCGUCAACCCCUAGUUGUACCCUGUAGUUACAUAUUGAACUGUAGUAUUUACGAUACUGCACUCGUAUUUUAAAUGCCAAGUCCUAUUAUUUAUUUGUUUGCUUUCAGGUUGCCUUUUUUAACUAAUGUCAUAUUAAGAUCUAAUGAAUUUAAAACAGUCAAAAGUGAGGACUGACUAAGCAGAUGCUAUUUACUUUUUGUUUUCCUUGUAUUAAGUUUCUAAGUGCUUGUGCUCUCUAAGCUCAUCUGUAGUCACCAUCACCCAAAGACGUCACCAUCCAUCACAUUUUGUCAGUGAAAUGGUGAAUUUUUGCAAAGGAUGUGAAUUUGCACACGGACCUCAUUGCAUUGCACUUGUUACAUUAGUGAAAUUUCAUCAUGCUUUUAGGAGAUAUCAAGUUGGCAUUGGUAGAAAGAGACAUUUGAUUCCACAUUAGAUUUUGUUCUCCAGACCCAGUGUUGCAUUUCUCACACACCAGUGUUUAUUUUUAUCCAAGGGAUACUGUGUUUUUUUCUUUUACAUCAUUUAAUCCUCAAUAAUUAUAGUUAAUUCUAUGAUACAGAGAAGCAGACCUCUUCAUUUUAUAGACCGGUGUCUUAAAUGCAUUAUUAACUUAGGACAUAUUGUAGUUUACAGCAAUGGUUCCAGACCUUUUUUGGCUUUUGAUCCCUAAAACAAAGCUAUGACUAUUUGGUAGUUUGUCUGCAAGUUUUGAACAGUUAGACCAAUUUGUGAACUUCUGAGAUUGUUGUCUUUACUUGAAAUUAUCCAGUUAAUUCACAGGAAACGAAGCGAAGAUUCGAGAAAAGUCUGAAAAAGUCUUUGUAGCAAAAAUACAUCAUUCUCCCAUAUUGAUUUUCAUCUCGUGACCUCUUAAAUUUAUCUCAAGACCCAGUCUGGACAGCACUGGCUAACAGUAUCCUAAAAAUUCCUUAGUAGCUUAUCAUGACUUUAUGUGCGGUGCUGCGUUUACUUGCAGUGUUACCUUUCCAUCCUGUUCUUGAAUGACGAGGUGUUGUGUAUUAUUGGAACAGGUUGUUUGGUUAUACAUUACCUGGAUAUCUCGGGAGGGCGUCUGUGACUUAAUCACCUCAAGGAUCAGAGAUUCAUUACAUAAUAUUUGAAUUAGUCUAAAUCAAGAUGCUUCGUAAUGUAACUUUGGUGUUAUAUUCCCAGUGUGAAUGUUUCCAUGAUUAUCGAGCGUGUUUGGCGAUGGGUUUGUUCAUGUGUGAGUGUAAUGGUUUAUUAUUACUGUGGAGAAUGGGCGGAGUCAUCCAUCGACGCCAUGAGCCUUGAGCCUUGUUUUUUUUCUUCCCUUCUCUCUUUCGUCUGGUCCCACUUUAAACCCAUCACUCAAGCACCUAAGCUACAUUAUGCAACUGCUUGCAUGGAAUCCGAUUUGCACAUUGUCUUUCUUCAUAUAUGUUCAUAAUGUAAAUAUACACAACAAAAAGCUUUUUGUUUUUCUCCAAAUGUUUUCAUAAACCAAAAAAAAAAAAUCUAGGAUG
Molecule: messenger RNA, 4521 nt
Organism: Plectropomus leopardus (leopard coralgrouper)
Lineage: Eukaryota; Metazoa; Chordata; Actinopteri; Perciformes; Serranidae
Source: RefSeq, a predicted model, not a curated record